CUAUGAUUCAUGAAGGAAUUGCUAAUUCAGUUGAUACUGAAGUUGUUUAUGUGGAGAAAUUUUCAGCGGAGAGUAGGGGGAAGAAAGGUGCUGAAGGAGUGUUGAAGGAUUUUAAAGCUGGUCUUAGAAACUAUAAAUGCUUUAAUGACAAUGAAGAGGCAUCAACCUAGAAAAUGCACUAAAAUUCCAAAGCAAACUGAUUUGCUGAGAGUUCCCUCAAAGAGAAGAUCAAAGAAAUUAAAUUUAAAAGAAGAUUCUAAAAGUAAUCUUUCAACUGGUGAGGAUGUGUUAUCAAACUACAACCCGAUGAGGUACAGGAGCAUCACUUCGCAGAGCAGACUGAGCCAUGGAAGUAGGUUUUACUUGUCAGACUCGAAGAAAGGGAAAGAUAGGCUGGAAGAAGUCAAGCAGCCGGUGUCUGUCCGGUCCCGACUCAACCCACGUGGGCAGCUGGUUUCAAAUUCGUUCAACACUGUGCUUUAUAAGUCCAGAGAGAGAGCUCUUCAGAGCUCUGAUAGAAAACCAACCAGAGUAACUUCUAGGGAGACCGGUGAGGUUAAACAUGCUCGUAAGCGGAGUGCUAUUGAUAAGACCAAGAUCUCUCCAGUGAAAUCUACUAGAAAUUUCGAUCUUAGCUACGGCACUCAUCGUUUUGGCUCCCGAUGGCCUGAUACAGGGAAAAUGACAAGCGAAGAAAUUAAAUAAGGCUUUUGAAAAUUUACUCAGUCAUGCCAAGGUUACUGAGGACCGAAUGCGGGAAAUCCUUGAGAAUGAUCAAAUAAGUGACGACCACGUCGAGGAUAGCACUGAUGAGAGAUGCACCAAAGCGAAUUCUGCUCGAAAAAUAGUAGCUAACCGAGAGAAGAAAUUGAUAUUUAGCCAUGUAAAAGGCCAAACAUCAUCAAAGGAGGAUUCUACCUCAACUCAAGAACUACAAGAGCAAUCAAAUUUUGUAAACCCACUGUGUUCAACAAUUGAGAAGGAGCCAAAUAACUGAAAACUGAAUGUAUCAAGCCAAUUCAACAAAGGGCAAUUUACAUCGUUUAAUACGUGACUAACAGGAGGUCCUCAGAUGGUUAAUAAAUCUACUAACACGGAAAGGCAACCCAAGGGAGUGAAAUUACUGAAGAAAGAAUUACGCCAGUGAUCCAAGGCCCUUCAAAACUCUAUACAAAUUUCAUCAGAUUUGUUAAAGGAAGUUCACAGGUUAGAUGAUGCAGUCAGUGAAGCUUCCUACGACCUAAAAAAAACAAAUGAGAAGAAUAAGGAACUAGCUUUAGAGAAUGAGGAGCUGCGAAAAAGAUUGCUCAAGUAUGAAUCAUCAUCCUCAGAUUUUCAUGAAGCAUAAGUAAGUUUUGGCUUCAAUCAUAAUCUGCUUGAAAUCAAAGGGUACUGAGAGUUACCAUAGUGG
This is a messenger RNA of Moneuplotes crassus, 1411 nucleotides long. Lineage: Eukaryota; Ciliophora; Spirotrichea; Euplotida; Euplotidae. The record is from the annotation of a GenBank genome assembly.